AUGGCCCGAAAUCUCCAGGUAUCUGGCAAAGGUUAUAGAAGAAUCGUAGCCAUUGCUGGUUCAAAAAAGUUAUUUGUUGGUAGCAAUUGGAAGUAUAAUGGGACAAAAGAGAGUAUCAGUAAGCUUGUUUCCGAUAUAAACAAUGCCAAACUUGAGAAAGAUGUUGAUGUUGUUGUUUCACCUCCUUAUAACUCUUGGGUUGGUCAGGGUGGAGCUUUCACGAGUGAACUUUUUGUGGAGCAACUAAAAGAUAUUGGUUGCAAGUGGGUUAUUUUUGGCCAUUCUGAAUGGAGACAUGCUAUUGGUGAAGAUGACCAGUUUAUUGGGAAGAAAGGUGCUUAUGCCUUAAGCGAGAACUUGAAGGAGCUCAAGUUUAUAGAGUUAUAA
Messenger RNA from Amborella trichopoda, 387 nucleotides. The record is from RefSeq and is a predicted model, not a curated record. NCBI's taxonomy places the organism in Eukaryota, Viridiplantae, Streptophyta, Magnoliopsida, Amborellales, Amborellaceae.